Molecule: messenger RNA, 3542 nt
Organism: Paramisgurnus dabryanus
Lineage: Eukaryota; Metazoa; Chordata; Actinopteri; Cypriniformes; Cobitidae
Source: RefSeq, a predicted model, not a curated record
GUUAAGAGGGGGAGGCUGCUGGAGUCCGCCGGGUGGUACACUCGCAGAGGCUGCCGUGUGGAGGGAUGGAUGCUGCUGGGCGGCUGUCUACCGGCUGUGUGAGUGAGAUGGAGGCCGGUAGAACGGAAGAGGGAGAGGCUCGUGAGGAGAGCACCGAGUGUCAGAGACUGACAGCAGAGAGAGAUGAAGCUGAAAGACAACUCAAGCACAUUAAACGAGUUUCCCAAAUGGUCAUCGAGGAGGUAAACGUACUACAGACCCAGCUGGAGAUUGAGAAAUCUUGCCGGGAAAAUGCAGAGGCUCUGGCUACCAAGUUGAACUGUGAGAACAGAAAGCUUAAGUAUUUGAGUCUGUCAUCACGGCCAUGUCUGGAUGAGUUGUUGCCCAGUAUUUCUGACUGUAUAUCUCUAGAAGAGGAGACUGACACACAGGAGCCCAGCUCUGACCCCUUUGCACAAUACAAACAGCAGGUCAAAGAUCUUCAAGAAACAGUGGACUCUUUGCUGGAGGAGAAGAAACAGUUGGCGUGUCAGCUUCAAGAGCAGCAGAGACAGAUAGAUGAGCUGACAGCACAGACCGAAAAGGAGCAGGCAGAGAUGAAGGAGCUUUAUAAAACCAUCGAGCAGCAAAGCAAAACCAUUAAGAGGUUCAACAGGGUGUCUAUGUUGGCCACUCAUGAGUAUGGGAACAUGAAGGAGCAGCUGGAUUUGGAGCAGAGCCUCAGGCAGAAAGCAGAGACCUAUGCACAUGAGAUGCUGGUAAAGCAAAAAGAAGCAAACAGGCAGAGCAUGAUUUUGUUACAGCAAGCCGAUCCCAGCGUUCAGCUGCUCAAAGCUUUAGAAGAUGUGACCAAUGUGACCAGAACAUUGGAAGAGGAAAGACAACAGCACCAAGAGAAGGUUAAGGCUUUAGAAAGCGAAUUGGAAGAAUGUGCUUUGCGUAAGCAGCUUGUACAGCUUCAGAGACAACUGGAGAUUUUAGAGGAGGAAAAGAAAGAGACAGAAGGGCGACUGCAGAAUGAGGAGAAGAAAAGCAGCAUUUUGGAGAAGAAAGUUAAAGAUCUGCAGGAGCUGAGGCGGAGCUUUGAUUCAGCAUCGGGCCCCUCCCCUGGGACUGCUCCUCCACCUGCUCCUCUUCCUCAACCACCGCCACCUCCACCACCCCCUCCUCCUCCUCCACCCCCGCCUCCUCCCUCCCGCUGCAACCCCCUCAGCUCUCUCAUUGCAAUAAUGAGAAAAUCUUCCAAAGGAGGCAAAGGAUCCCCUAAACCAGAGCAAGCCCCAGUGGCGGCCGAAGCAGAUGAUGUCAAAGUGAAAGCUGUGAAUGAAAUGAUGGAGAGAAUCAAACACGGGGUGGUUCUCAGGCCUGUCAAAGGGCAGGACACUAAGAGGUUUGGCACAAAGCAGCAAAGCCCGGCAGCAGAGGAGAAACCCCAGGAGAGCGCAAUGGAAGAGCUGAAAGGCAUUCUGGAGACGGUGAAGAAGAGUCCAAGUCGUGGCUUUCAGGAGACGGUCCAUGCUAAAAAAGACAGUGAAUUGGAAGUGAUUCUCAGGAGGAGACGGAAACAGGCCUGUGAUCCCGACACUGGAGAUGAUGGACACCUAAGUAAAGUCUCCUCGUCCAGCAGUCUGAACGCUCGGCACAGUUCUGACUCCGGCAAAGACACGGAUGUGGCGGGCAGCAGCUCUCUCUCAGGCAGCGAGCGUGGAUCCAGAACCAGCUCAGACUCGGGCCGAGAACCAGCCAUGGCCAGACAGAUCUCAGAUUCUGGCACGGAGACAAAAGGAGCCAGUCAGCCCAACACUGUCCGCAAGUCUCUCGGUGAAAAAGAGCCCCCCGAGCCCCCCAUGCCCAUCAUUAACGGAUGCUGUUCAGGUGAAACAAAAGAUGGAGAUCCAGCGAAGUGGGAGGGGUCUAAUGGGAUUGGUCAUACUGCUGCAAGUGGCGAACUGCACACCACCUUCAGCUCUUCUGCACAAAGCCCCGAUGCAGCAAACGGUAGCACAGAUGCUGACUGUUAACAGCAAGUUGCACAGCAAAAAAACAGCUCAAUUAUUUGCACAAAACCAUGAUUUCUAAAUUUAUUUAUUCCAAAUUUUAAAACAAAUCAUUCAUAAUAAACUUAAAAAAGUUCAUAGUUCUGAAGCAGAAAUCAGAUAAACAUGUGAUCAGGAGACAGAUUUGCCUUUUCUCUUUUCUCCAUAAAUGUACUGUAUCCGCCCUUUAAUCCUUAACAGGGUGCUUAGACGUUAGGUACAUUUGUCAUAUACGUUUAUAGGUCAAUAUCACAUAUAACUACGAUUUUGGAUUAAUCUUAGUCACACUUACUUCAAAAAAUGCAAGCACGUAAACUUAAAAAGUGAAGUAUGCAAAUAUUUGUUGUAACUACACUGAAUCUGCUUGUUUAAUCGGCCAUAACCACACUGGCUCAAAGUGAUAACUGAAACUGUAUAAAGGACUCAAAGAUUCUUCUUUAUUCUGAAAGUAUCCAUGAUUCUUUAAAUUCUGUAUGGCGCCCCUAGUGGCACAGAAAGGAGACUUCACUUUUAAUACAAUGCAACAAAACAAUCCUGAGAGAAUGACUGCACUGCACAUUCUCAUCGUGACAAAUUUGCUGUUGCAAAUAAAGGUCUUUAUGCCCUGAACUAUCUAAAUUAACUGAAAGAUGCCAUGCAAGCCUUUCUUCUUAACAAGAACUUCACAUAAAGAGUGGUGGUCUGCUCUCUCUACCUCUUAAGACGCACUCACCUGUUGGAUGUUAGGAAAAUAGGAAUAUUAUCACAUCAUGGAGGGCUACCAACCCAUGUCUUCCAUCUGUCUCCAAAAUGUUGCACUGCAUGAAUAAAUUCACAGUUUGGCUUUGAAUUAAAGUUGCAUUGUCAUGAUUAAAACUGAGCUGCAAUAUGAGCAGUUCCAAUGCAAUAUCACCUGCAAAUUGUAAUAUUGAAAUUAUUAUAAGGCUGCCUUUAACUGCAAGAAUAAUGCUUUGUGGUUCCUUUUGACUCGGUGGAUUGGUGGUUUUAAAUUCUGGGAAAUAGACAUGAUACUAGAGUUCUGGUCAUCUUCAGUUUUGGUAAUAACAUAUAUUGUAUGAUAUUUAUCGUCAACAUAGCUUUUGGAUAUUGUUUGACAUGACUGACAAAUGCAAUUGUUCAAUUAAAUGUCACUUGGUUUGGUUUAUGAUUUAUUUUUCACACUGUCAUCAUGUAAGAAUCUUUUAAAAUAAUACAUUUACACUUCUCUUUAUUAUGGAGAUGUGAUGACUUCUUUAGUUCUUGAAUUUAAAUUUGCUUCUCAAUGUCUCACCACCUCUGGAAUGUGUUUUUGCCUUAUUACUGUAUGCACCAUUUCUCCUUUUCCAGCCUUUUUGGAGUGUAGGCUUGAUUUUAUAUAAGGUAUUUGAAAGGUAACUGAUGUGAUCUUGAAAUGCGUGUGUUUUGAAGCUUAAAACCUGAGUGUACCUGUUUUUAUCUGAAUUGGUCGAAUGCUACCUGUUUAACAAACCUUUUCAACUCAACUGAAUAAAGUUAUAAAAACAGUCA